AUGUUAAACGCGUCGGCGAAUGCCUCGAGCUGUCAGCCUCAGAAGAUUAACAUUUUCAUCCCAAUCUUCUUGAGUCUCGUUUUCUUCAUCGGUUUCCUUCUGAACUGCAUCAGUUUGUGGAUCUUCUGGUUCCGGAUCAGUCAAUGGAAUUCAUCGAUGAUCCUUCAAUUCAACUUGGCCAUCUCUGACGCCAUCAUCACACCAGCCGCUCCUCUGAUCGUUAUUUAUUCCCUGACCGACGACUGGACCUUCGGCACCUUCCUCUGCCAGCUUAAAGUCUUCCUGCUGAGUACUCACAUGUACGGCAGCAUCUACUUCCUCACCUUGAUCGGCCUUCACAGAUACUUCACCAUCGUUCACGGCUCUAGAGGGACGGUUUUGACCAAGAAGCCGUUCAUCACCAAACUUUGCCUUAUCGUCUGGGGAUGUCUCUGUUUCCAAGGAAUUCCAUUCUUCUUCAUUAUGAGAACUUCUGAUAUUCACGGAGCCACAAAGUGUCUCAGUUUCCACCAAACUGACCUGGCGGUCUUGUUCUUUAUCUGGAACUGGGUGAUAAUCUUUUCUGGACUUCUCGUUCCUUUCGCGAUUACCAUCGUUUGUUACAGCCUCCUGAGUAGAUACAUCCUCAAAGUAAAUCCCAUGAAUUGUGUCAGCCAAGUUAUGCUGACCAAAUCUUUACGGACCAUCGGCGUCUCGCUGGCGAUAUUUAUUAUUUGUUACGUGCCGGUGCAUGUCACCAGAACAUUGGGGGUCACCAUCAAGCUGUUCUUCCCGGCAUUGUGCUCGUUGCUGGAAAGCGUUGAGGUCGCCUAUUACAUCACCUGGAUGUUAUCGGGAACAAACUGUUGCAUGGACCCCAUACUGUACUGCUUCGCUUCUGAGAAGUUUAGGAAAACCUUUACGUCGUGGUUCGGCUUUCUGCAGAGACUUAGAAAAGGCCAAGGUGGGAGCCCGCCGGCGGGGGGUCAAAGUACACAGGGAGGGUCGGCAUCAGAAGACCCUCACAGCGGACCUCUCCCUACAACGAGCACCAGAAAUGUGGACUUGUCUCAGGAGAGUGUGAGUAACACCAACGUGUGUUGAGAACACAUAAGAAACACGACAAUAAAUCCAUCGUCUCUGCAAGCUGCGCUCCUUCUAGAAGCAUCCGGGGAAACGCGGGGCCUUUUAACCCCCAACGUUUCUGCAUUUCUCCGGUCAUAAGACGAUCUCUCUCACACUUCUCAGCAUUAAAUUCAUCUAUUUUUUUUUAAUGAAAAGUUUGUAAAAUUGUGUCUUUUAUAUUGUAUCCAUUUUUGAAUAA
Spea bombifrons (plains spadefoot toad) is the source of this 1303-nucleotide messenger RNA. RefSeq names its product P2Y purinoceptor 4-like. The transcript has a single exon. The record is from RefSeq and is a predicted model, not a curated record. The coding region runs from base 1 to 1083 and encodes 360 amino acids. Gene Ontology annotation, cellular component: plasma membrane. Gene Ontology annotation, biological process: G protein-coupled receptor signaling pathway. Gene Ontology annotation, molecular function: G protein-coupled receptor activity. NCBI's taxonomy places the organism in Eukaryota, Metazoa, Chordata, Amphibia, Anura, Pelobatidae.